GUAUACCCCUCCACCGCUAUCCGUUCACGAACCAUGGUCGACUGGCAAUCCCCCCAGGAGAUUGCAAAGGAUGCAAAUGCGUUUGAAAGCUUAAUCUACGCAUUGUUUGGCCUUUAUGUCUGGGAGAUAUUUUCUACUUUACACGUCGAGUGGUCCAUUUUCGUGACUCGACAGCGCUCCUUCCGAUGGCCAAUGGUCUUCUAUUUCUUGUGUCGAUACUGUCUUCUAUGGGCACUUAUCGGACUGAUUAUUUCUUUCAACGUAACUCGAGAGGUCAAUUGUGGUGCCCUCUAUACUUUCAACUCAUGGACGGGUAACAUGGCGAUCCUCAGCGCCUCAACGUCGUUGAUGAUUAGAACAAUUGCAAUCUGGGAACGGAAGUUAACGGUUGUUAUUCCGCUUCUUAUUCUCUGCCUCGGACACUGGGGAUUACUCUACCAUGGUAUUAUCAUCGUGCGAGCAACCUGGAAUCCAGUAGAGUCCGCUUGCACAGUAGAUCAAACAAAUUCGGCAGUACUGAAGUUCACCUUUUUCACCACUAUGGGAUUCGACCUCAUCAUUUUCGUCUACACAUGCACAGCACUAUUGAGAAACUCUACACGUUCCGGCCUUUGGCAACUCUUGUUCCGAGACGGUCUGAUUUACUGGGCCGUGACAUUCUGUGUUAACUCUAUUCCCGCUGUCUUGAAUACCUUAGAUCUGAACACUCCUAUGAACAUCAUCGCGACCGUCCCAGCUGCUACUGUUGCAUCCAUUGCCGCAUGUCGCUGCGUCAUUCGACUGCAGGACUAUGGAAACUCUGAAGUAUAUGUGCACAAUGCUAGUGCAGGCUCAGUAGACGGAAGAGUACGAUUUUCUUCGACUGCUGGAGUUGGCAUUACCAGCUUUGGAAAGCCGCCCCGGUUCCCACGGCCUGAAGUGCACAUCCGUACUGACCAGAUCACGAUGGAGAAUCUCAGCAUGCCGGAGUACGAAGAGACGCAUGUAGGUUCCGCGAUCACAACGGACUCACUCAAGACUCCACGCGAUCUCGAAGAAGGCCCAGUCGUAACGUUUGGCAGCUACGAUAAAGAUACUCCGUAUCUUGGUCAUCACCACGAGUAGAUAUGUAGAUCCGGAGGUUUUCUCAACCUUACACAUCUAUUUUUACACGAUCCCAUCUCUCAUCUAUCUUGUAUCUCCUUUCCCAUUUUUGUCACUGGGAUGAGAAAACAGAAAAGAAUCACAGUGUCAAGGGUAGUUCUUUGCUGGUUUGAACCGCUUCUACGUGUAUAUAAAUUUCUGAGUCCAUAAAUUGCUCAUGACGACAUGAUAAAA
This is a messenger RNA of Fomitiporia mediterranea MF3/22, 1317 nucleotides long. RefSeq lists its product as uncharacterized. The coding region runs from base 34 to 1104 and encodes 356 amino acids. The record is from RefSeq and is a predicted model, not a curated record. The transcript is spliced from 13 exons. NCBI's taxonomy places the organism in Eukaryota, Fungi, Basidiomycota, Agaricomycetes, Hymenochaetales, Hymenochaetaceae.